Messenger RNA from Amoebophrya sp. A25, 1651 nucleotides. The record is from the annotation of a GenBank genome assembly. NCBI's taxonomy places the organism in Eukaryota, Dinophyceae, Syndiniales, Amoebophryaceae.
AUGGGUGGGCUGCUUGCAGCAUUUGCCUUCUCGGCGCUCGUGUCUGAAGGCCCCACGGACGUCGAACGCGUUGCGAGUGGACGGCACGUUCUCAUUGAAUCGAGCGAGGACACGAUCCGAGUCUUGGACCAAGUUAGAGUCGUUAUGGAUUUUUUCAAACAAUCUAGCAAACAAAAGUUGACAUGGAUGUCUGUGAAUUUUUUUUUGUACUAAGUCUGGAUUAUGGCGCAACGGAAUCAGUCAGCGUAAGCUGUCACGUGGUUCGCAAAUGAAUGAAUGAAAGAAUUAUGGCGUCUCUCUACCUCUCUCUAAGAAACGAAUGGUCUUUCUUGCGACGUGUCUUUCCUCUCUCUAAGAAACGAAUGGUCUUUCUUUCGAUGUGUCUUUCCUCUCUCUAAGAACCGAAUGGUCUUUCUUUCGAUGUGCCUUUUCAUCCAAUGCUUCAUGAGCUUCGUGUACGUAGACAUGUGGCUGACGAGUUCGGCGAAUAGGAAGUGUUUCAUGGUUUUCGCUGGCGCCAUUACCAAAGAAUGCGACACUUUCCACUACGCGCUAUAUCUGUUGCUGUUUGUCAUUUAUGGCUACGAAAUUGCCUAACUCUCUGUUUGUCAUUUAUUGCUACAGGGAGACUUUGUUCAGGAAAGUGCUCAAAUUUCUCGUGAUGAUGACCAAGUAAACUUAAAAAACGGGUUAAACACCUCUAAGUGCAUCCGCUUUACGUCUUCAAAUAUUUUGGGAUCUGUGUGCUGUUUUUCUUCGCGAUUUUCGUUCCGGUCUUCUGCAUUGCGCAAAUGAACGUCAUGCUAGUGACCAUACAAGGCUUGGGGAACAUUGCGAAUCACAUUGAGUUAUGACAUCUGCAUAAAUAAAUCUCGAAGAGGUAGAAGUUGCGGGAGUUCAGUCAUGUGCUUUCCUAUACACUCUGAACAGUAGUAGACUCAUGAGUUUGGGAUUUUAUAGCAGGAAUAGCAGCAUUUUCCUUGUCUCUCUCACGGAGGGUUAAGGUGAAUCACGACAGGGACACGCACAUGACAUGGCUACGAUAGUGAAUCAUAGUCGCCCUCUAACAGCGCUUGGCGUGUAUGAAAACCACGACGACUGGGUAUCACAUCAAGUAGGUAAAGGUGGAUGGCGAAGGAAAGCCGCGGCCUUCUUCGUUGAUCCGAAACGAUUUUUGUCUCUACCCAAGGAAAUCAUUCGCCUACGGCUAGCUAAAGGACGUGAAAACUGGAGGUGGUCAGACUUCAAGCACAAGAACGGAAGUAGUACAUCAACGUCUAAUCCUUCUAGAGGAGCACGACAUGAAGACUCGUAUGAGCCAAGCGGUGGGGAUGAGCUCAAGCGGAAAAACACGAUGGACAGGCUAGAGGAAGACGAAGUGGUCAAAAGAAAUAACACUGCUUUAGGUGGAGCAGUGGGAGUUUUGUAGCUGUUUCGCUUCCAAAAAUGAGCUUCAAUUAUUGUACAGUAAGUAUCUGCUCAGGAAGAUAUUAUGAACCAGCUGCACUACCACUGAGUGACUUGUAGUGAUACCAAGCAAAUUGCCCUUGUACAGGAUCAAGCGUAAACUUCGUACAUGGAUGAAAGCAACUUAUUUCGAUGUGUGAAAGUCAAUAUGUUUAUUACCUGAUUACAAGUCGCCGGCCAUGUC